AUGGCUGAAGCUAGACAAGCUGUAGCUUUUCAAUUUGCAGUUACCGAUGAAGGUGUGGUCGUCGACUUUAACAAAGCCGCAAUUUCCAACGUUGUAUCCGUAAUUCGCCACUCUGUACGGUUACGAUUACAUCGUCUGUAUAACACCUUGUUAAAGAAUAUUUUUCCAAACACUACCCAAUCAUAUAUUCUAAUAGUUAUAACGCUAUUAUUGGCGCGUUAUCUAGAAGCUGGUCCUUCUGUCAUACUAUGGAAUAUUGGCACUGAACUUAAUAGUAUUAAUCAUAAUAUUACUGGUUUACUUUAUGUUGGUUUAUUGUCUAUAAUUAUAUGGUUGACAUUAGCCUAUAUCGAACGCUACACAUUGAAGCUAUUGCUAAUGUACAAAGGGUGGAUGUGGGAUGCUCCUAAGAAGACCUCGUGGAAAACGAAAAUAUGGUAUACGCUCAUGAAGCUUUUAUGCGCUCGUAAACAUUUACGUCUUUACAGCUAUCAGGCCUCCAUACCAAAGCUAUCCGUACCGUCACUGCAAUCUAUCUGCAACAAAUACUUGAGUUCGGUUAAGCCCCUGAUGAAUGAUAAAGAAUACUCUGAAAUGGAGCGGUUGGUAGAUCAAUUCCGUAAUGGAAUUGGUAAAAGAUUACAUCGCUAUACUGUAUUAUAUUCUUGGUGGGCGACCAACUAUGUUAGUGACUGGUGGGAGAAAUAUGUUUACCUGAAAUGUCGCGGCUCUUUGAUGAUCAACAGCAAUUACUAUGCUGUUGAUUCGGCGGUUUCUGUGCCAGUAACUUCUAUUCAAGCUGCUAGAGCUGCUAGUGUUGCCCACAGCCUUCUUUUAUUUCGGCAAUAUGUAGAUGACGAAACUUUGGAACCUCUCGUACUCCGUGAUAUUAUUCCAACAUGUUCUAAACAGUAUUCAAGAAUGUGGAAUACUACGCGGAUUCCUGGACGCACGUGUGACUACAUUGCACAUUUUGAUUCAUCCGUCUCUAGGCACAUUGCUGUAUACCAUCGUGGGCGCUUUUUUAAGGUUAAUGUGUAUGAUGGCGAUAAGCUUCUAAGCCCUACUGAAUUAGAACAGCAGUUUCAAACGAUUGUAGACGAUUCAAGUGAGCCUCAACCUGGCGAACUCCAUUUGCCAGCACUAACAGCUCAAGAGCGCUAUUAUUGGGCAGUAGCACGAAGAUCUUACUUUGCUGCUGGCGUUAACAAACAAUCGUUGGAUACUAUCGAAAAAUCUGCUUUUGUUGUCAUUCUGGACGAUACCUCACAGCAUUACAGCGAUUCGGAUCCUUCCUUAUUGAAUUCCCUAUGUAAGUCAGCACUGCAUGGAAACGGAAACAAUAGAUGGUUUGAUAAAUCAGUCAACUUGAUCAUUUACGCCAAUGGCAGGAUGGCCGGCAACUUUGAGCAUUCUAUAGCAGAUGCGCCUGUUUUUGGCCAUCCCUACGAGUUUGCAAUGAUUAAUGAUUCUAUCAUUCCAGGACGAUAUGAUAGUGAUGGGCAUUGCUCUGGUAAAAUCGUCAACAAGAUAACUCCACCGAAACGGUUACAAUGGAAUCUUUCCGACGAUUGUAUUGAAAAAAUCAAUGAAUCAUAUGUGUUAGGUUGCAAAAUGAUUGAUGAUCUUGAUUUAUAUGUCUUAAAUUUUCAAGAAUAUGGAAAAGACUUCAUGAAAAAAUGUCGUGUCAGUCCUGAUGCUUAUUUACAGAUGGCUAUGCAACUGACAUAUUACAAGUGUAGCAAUCGAUUUUGCUUGACGUAUGAAUCUUCUAUGACACGAUUAUUCCGAGAAGGUCGCACAGAAACCGUACGCACUGUUACCGACUUAUCAUGCAAAUUUGUGCUUGCAAUGCUGGAUAAAACUAAAACAAAUAAAGAACGUCUAGAAUUACUUCGUCAGGCCGGCAGCCUCCAUCAAAAGACGUACAGACAAGCAAUGUGUGGUCAAGGCAUUGAUCGUCCUCUUUUUUGCAUGUACGUGAUAUCCCAGUACCUUAAAGUCGACUCACCAUUCCUGAAGAAAGUUUUAAGCGAGCCUUGGCAACUAUCAACUAGUCAAACACCCCAUCAGCAAACAAAGUACGCUGGCGACAAGUAUGAUGCAAAGAUAGUAUCAGCAGGUGGCGGUUUCGGACCAGUUGCUGAUGAUGGUUAUGGUGUUUCUUACAUUGUCACUGGUGAAAGCUGUUUAAUGAUCCAUAUAACUGCCAAAAAUUCUUGUCCUACAACCAGUGCGAAGAUGUUUGCGGACACUUUGCAAGAAUCUUUGAUACAGAUGAGAGAUUUUUUUUCUGCAGCUUGA
Messenger RNA from Trichoplax adhaerens, 2304 nucleotides. RefSeq lists its product as uncharacterized. Gene Ontology annotation, cellular component: mitochondrion. Bases 1 to 2304 code for a protein of 767 amino acids. Lineage: Eukaryota; Metazoa; Placozoa; Uniplacotomia; Trichoplacea; Trichoplacidae. The transcript has a single exon. Gene Ontology annotation, biological process: fatty acid metabolic process; carnitine metabolic process. The record is from RefSeq and is a predicted model, not a curated record. Gene Ontology annotation, molecular function: carnitine O-palmitoyltransferase activity.